Auxenochlorella protothecoides is the source of this 237-nucleotide messenger RNA. RefSeq names its product Mitochondrial import inner membrane translocase subunit TIM10. Gene Ontology annotation, cellular component: mitochondrial inner membrane. The record is from RefSeq and is a predicted model, not a curated record. The transcript has 3 exons. Gene Ontology annotation, biological process: protein insertion into mitochondrial inner membrane. Lineage: Eukaryota; Viridiplantae; Chlorophyta; Trebouxiophyceae; Chlorellales; Chlorellaceae. The coding region runs from base 1 to 237 and encodes 78 amino acids.
AUGGCGAGCCAGCAGCCCGACUCCUCCCAGGCCCUGAUCCUGGCCCAGCAGGAGAUGGAAUACCGCGUUGCUCUUUUUAACAAAAUGGUGACCAGCUGCUUCGACAAGUGCAUCGACAGGAAGUACAAGGACGGCGACCUCAAUGUGGGGGAGAACAGCUGCGUGGACAGGUGUACCAGCAAGUACUGGCAGACCACCGGCAUCGUUGGCCAGCUAUUGGGCACUGGCCAGGCAUGA